Messenger RNA from Microsporum canis CBS 113480, 1188 nucleotides. RefSeq lists its product as hypothetical. Bases 1 to 1188 code for a protein of 395 amino acids. The record is from RefSeq and is a predicted model, not a curated record. The transcript is spliced from 6 exons. Lineage: Eukaryota; Fungi; Ascomycota; Eurotiomycetes; Onygenales; Arthrodermataceae.
AUGAUACAAAAGGAAAAGCCAGCCCAAGGCGGUUUAGCCUCCACUUGGCGGAACACAGCAGAGAAGCAGAAGGAUGCCUCAGAGACUAUGACCUGUUCUGGCGAGGCGAAGCUGGCCAGAGAUGCCGAGUUAUCGCCAUGGGGCCGGGGUGGCUGGCUAGUUAUAACUCUACGGACGGCCAAUAUAUUGGCCGGACAACUAGGUACGCUGAGUCAGAUAAGGCUGGGAGGACUCGCAGUGAUUUAUAGAUCCAACAUUUCUCCAGAAACCAAUACUGUUAAGCAAGCCAAAGGAACGGAACUUGUAAUGCGUUUCCAAGUCCUAGCAUUUUGGACCUUGAUAAUAUUGGUGCCUGUUUGGACGCUGCCAAUUACGAUGAACUGGUUUACUUCACGCUCAGUAUCAAAUCACACAGAACAAACCGAGGAUUUCAUCAGUCCCCCUCGACUCGAUCCUCAACCAAGACAUCGGCUCGAGUUCGUCCGAACUGGUGCCUUGGUCAAAGCCUGGCCUUCAAGGGAUCCCACGUAUCCAAAGAGAUGCGGAGGGGGAAAAUGGAUGAAGCUCGCAACCAUUCCAGAGCUCGACUUUCUCGGGCUCGAUCGUUUCCAGCAGAUUGAAGCGUCAACUGAUAAGGCCGAGGAGGAUGUCUUUGCGGAGAAGAUGCGUUUAAUCGGCGCAAGCUGGCAGGCAGAUUAUCCAGAUCAUCACACCGUGGACUUCGAGGAGACGGAAAAAGUGGCCUUGUAUGGAUGGCCUUCCGCCGGCGGGUUAUGGGUUUAUCCAUAUGAUGGCUAUGACCCUGUUAAGAUCCGUACCUUCAACAAGCUCUCUGGGAUGUUGAAGUUGGCCGUCACUAUGGAUGAGCAGUCUCGGCUUUUGAAAGACCAUGGCGCGCAGUUUUAUGAAGAUCCAAAAGAAUAUCCUCCGUUUGCUAACCUGAAGGCUCUCAGGGGAAGGGACCACUCUAUAUCUCAAACUGCAUCAGGGAUUCAAAGGUCCUCAGCAAAUCGAUCUCCCACACUCUCCGGUCUAUCUUACUCGUCACUAGUCAUGUUUGACCAAGAAUCCCCAUCACUCUUUAAAAUAGACUGGCGGGCCGUCCCGCUGCCAAACUGUAUUACCCCUACAUAUAAUCAUUUAUUAAGUUGUCCCUUAUACAAUGCUGUUAUAGCUCGCACAAGAUAG